Molecule: messenger RNA, 3206 nt
Organism: Mytilus californianus (California mussel)
Lineage: Eukaryota; Metazoa; Mollusca; Bivalvia; Mytilida; Mytilidae
Product: dynamin-like 120 kDa protein, mitochondrial
Exons: 23
Biological process (GO): mitochondrial fusion
Cellular component (GO): microtubule; mitochondrial membrane; cytoplasm
Molecular function (GO): GTP binding; microtubule binding; GTPase activity
Source: RefSeq, a predicted model, not a curated record
AUGAAGAAGUCCUUAAUAGAUAUGUACUCCGAUGUAUUAGAUGAACUAUCAGGAUAUGAUUCAACAUACAAUACACAAGAUUACUUACCUAGGGUUGUAGUUGUAGGAGACCAGAGUUCUGGGAAAACAAGUACUUUAGAAAUGAUAGCUGGUGCAAGAAUAUUUCCAAGAGGAUCAGGAGAAAUGAUGACACGAGCUCCAGGUAAAGUUACUUUGAGUGAAGGACCAUACCAUAUAGCAGGAUUUAAAGACGGUAACACAGAAUAUGAUCUCGCUAAAGAAUAUCAGUUGGCAGAAUUACGCAGUGAAGUAGAAAAGUAAAUGAAAAAAAGUGUUCAGGAAGGACAAACUGUCAGUAAGGAGUGUAUAUCAAUGACAGUGAAAGGUCCAGGUAUACAGAGAAUGGUACUAGUUGACUUACCUGGGAUUAUCUCUACUGAGACUUCUGUUAUGGCAAAAGACACAAGAGAAGAUACCAAAGACAUGGUGAGGACCUAUAUGGAAAAUCUUAAUGCCAUUAUUCUGUGUAUACAAGCUGGGUCUUUAGAUGCUGCUAGAAGUAAUGUUACUGACAUUGUGAGAGAGACAGAUCCACAAGGAAAACGUACAAUAUUUGUUCUUACCAAGGCUGAUAUGGUGGAAAAUAACUUAGUUAAGCCAGAAAGGAUUAAACAAAUACUGGCAGGACAAUUGUUCCCUAUGAAUGCGUUGGCUUAUUUUGCAGUAGUUACUGGAAAGGGUAACAGUAAUGACAGUAUACAGACUAUAAAGGAAUACGAGAAACAGUUCUUCCAAAAAUCUAAAUUAUUCAAAGAUGGUGUGCUAAAACCAAGUACAACAAAUACACAAAACCUUAGUAUGUCUGUGUCAGAGUUAUUCUGGAAAAUGGUUAAAGAAACUGUGGAACAACAAGCUGAUGCUUUUAAAGCUCAAAGAUUUAAUUUAGAAACAGAAUGGAAGAAUACAUUCCCAAGGUUACGAGAAUUAGAUAGGGAUGCAUUUUCUAAGAAAAUUUGGGAUAAGAAUGCACCUUACAUAUUUGAGAAUAUUUAUCUACCUGCUGCACAGGCACAAAACUUAGGAGAAUUAAAUACCAAUAUUGAUGUAAAAUUAGCAAAAUGGGCAUCUAAUGUACUACCCAAGAAAUGUGUUGAGGUUGGAUGGGAUACACUUCAUGACGAGUUCCAGAGAAUUGUGGAAGAAGAUAAGAAGCGUAAAGAUCAUGAUGAAAUAUUUGACCAGUUAAAGUUGGCAGUGGUAGCUACCAGUAAAGCAAAACACCAUUGGGAGGGCAAAGCAGAGGAUAGUUUGAGAGUAAUGCAGAAAAAUACACUAGACGACAAAACAAUACCAGACAAACAACAUAGGGGUAUGGCUGUCAAAUUUAUGGAGGAAACUCACAGAGAAAAGUUACAACAAACUGAAAGUAAACUAAAAGAGCUGACAGGACCAAGCACAAGUGAACAAUGGCUAAGUUGGCAGUACAAAACAGAACAACAUAAACAGAGAGAUCAAGCUAAGGCUGAACUGGAUAAGAUUCUUAGUAUAGAACCUGAGAGAGAUUACUGGUCUACUCUGGUUGAUCCUAGAGUGUAUGUAGGCAGUUCUGAUGCUGGUGUGACCUGUAGUAAUAUUUUUAUUGAUAGAUUAAAGAAACAUGCAUGGCACCAUGUAUACAGACAACAUUUUGUAAAGAAGUCCUUGUCACAGGCUCAGGAAUGUAGAAAAGGCUUUUAUUAUUAUAAAGAAGGCUUCUCCGAUUUUGGGUUGGAUUGUAGUGAUGUUGUUUUAUUUUGGAGAUUACAUAGAAUGUUACAAGUAACCAGCAAUGCUCUGAGACAACAGGUUGUAAAUAAUGAAGCUAGAAGAUUAGAACGAAUAAUAAAAGAAGUAUUAGAAGAAUAUAGUGAAAAUAAAAACACUUUAAAGACAUUGUUAACAGGAAGGAGAGUUACGCUUGCUGAAGAAUUAAAAACAGUCGGACAGAUUCAAGAAAAGUUAGAAGAAUUCAUUCAAGCUCUAAAUAAAGAAAAAUAAAACCAUUAAAAGACAUAAGAAUAUCUGUGAUCAUAUUAUAACUGGUGUAACUAGUCCAUGCUGUUGAUAUAAGAACUCUUAUAAAUGUGCAGUUGGUUGUUUGUUUCUCCACCAAUCGAUGCAUGAUAUUUACUUAUCAAAUCAAUUUUGGUAUACAUUUUAAUACAUGGACAUUUUAUUUGAUCAUAUUAUAACUGGUAUAACUAGUCCAUGCUAUAGAUAUAACAUCUCUGAUAAAUGUGCAGUUGUUUGUUUCUCCACCAAUCAAUGCAUGAUAUUUACUUGUCAGAUCAAUUUUUAUACCCCACGCAACGAGUUGCGGAGGGUAUAAUGUUUUUGACUCAUCCGUCCGUCCGUCUGUUUGUCCGUCCGUCAGUCCGUCAGUCCUAUUUCUUGUCAUCGCAACUCCUCUCAAACCACACAACAGAAUUUCACGAAACCUUUUUAGAUAAUAAGGACAUACUAUGUAGUUGUGCAUAUCGACAGGAAAUUACGAUUCAAUUUGUUUUCUAGGAGUUACGCCCCUUUGAACUUAUUUACUUUAAUGUACUACUGCAACCUUUUGUCAUCGCAACUCCUCUCAAACCACACAACAGAAUUUCAUGAAACCUUUUCAGAUAAUAAGGACAUACAACGUAGAUGUGCAUAUCGACAGGAAAUUACCAUUCAAUUUUUUUUCCAGGAGUUACGCCCCUUUGAACUUAUUUGCCAAAUAUACUACUGCAACCUUUUGUCAUCGCAACUCCUCUCAAACCACACAACAGAAUUUCAUGAAACCUUUUCAGAUGAUAAGGACAUACAACGUUGAUGUGCAUAUUGACAGGAAAUUACGAUUCAAUUUUUUUUCCAGGAGUUACGCCCCUUUGAACUUAUUUGCCCAAUAUACUACUGCAACCUUUUGUCAUCGCAACUCCUCUCAAACCACACAACAGAAUUUAAUGAAACUGUGUAUAUAAUAAGGACAUACUAUGUAGAUGUGCAUAUUGACAGGAAAUUAUGAUUCAAUUUUUUUUUCUGAUUCAAUUUUUUUUUCUUACACUUAUUUUAUUUCUCCAAUGACAAUGUGGGGACGUGGGGUAUGUGAGCGCGCUCACUAAGGUUCUUUAAUGGUGUAAAUUUUUUCACAUGUACAUUUUAUGGUAAAUGUAAAUAUAUUUUUGUUUUUGGCA